This is a messenger RNA of Chenopodium quinoa (quinoa), 1966 nucleotides long. Its product is annotated as AP-3 complex subunit mu-like. Gene Ontology annotation, cellular component: clathrin adaptor complex; cytoplasmic vesicle. The record is from RefSeq and is a predicted model, not a curated record. Gene Ontology annotation, biological process: endocytosis; intracellular protein transport. The transcript is spliced from 8 exons. Lineage: Eukaryota; Viridiplantae; Streptophyta; Magnoliopsida; Caryophyllales; Amaranthaceae. The coding region runs from base 444 to 1694 and encodes 416 amino acids.
UGUAAAGAGAGUUACAAAAGACAAUGAUAUACACGAGAUUCGAUUUCAAGUCUUGGUUACACCUCAAGCCUUUAACAAACAUAUGAUCAUGCGUGACAAUAUAAUUGUACAUUAUAGUCUUUUUUUUUUUUUUUCUUAACCCUUCCAAAUAUUAAAAAAUAAAAAAAAAUAAUAAAAAAAAAAACCUCCACUUACUUUACCAUUUUUUAUCCUUCAAUAUAGUUUUCUCCUUUUCUCCUUUCUUACACAGUGUCAUUUCUUCCUCCCUUCAACUUUCACCAGUGACAGCAAAAUCUUCGCAAACAAAGUUCAAUUUCAACAUCUAAAAUUUCUACUCAUAUUAAAUUUCUCGACGCAAAGGGUCGAAGCUUUAACAUCAAAAUCAACCAUUGAACCUCGUCAUAAUCUCCAGGAGAGAGAAAACCUGAGAAAGAGACACAAACAUGCUACAAUGCAUAUUCAUCUUAUCAGAUUCUGGGGAGGUUGUGCUGGAAAAACAGCUGACCGGCCACCGGGUUGAUCGGUCUAUUUGUGAUUGGUUCUGGGAUCAAGCCAAUUCUCAAGGUGAUUCCUCUUCCAAGCUUCCAUCAGUUAUUGCUUCACCAACAUAUUACAUUUUCCACAUUGUUCGCGAUGGGAUCAUAUUUUUAGCUUGUUCUCAAGUUGAAAUGCCGCCUUUGAUGGCAAUUGAGUUUCUUUGCAGAGCAGCUGAUGUACUUUCAGACUAUCUUGGAGGAAUGAAUGAAGACAUAAUCAAGGACAACUUUGUUAUUGUGUAUGAGCUUCUUGAUGAGAUGAUCGAUAAUGGCUUUCCUCUGACAACAGAGCCUAACAUCCUGAGAGAGAUGAUUGCCCCACCAAACAUUAUCAGCAAAGUAUUGAGUGUUGUGACUGGUAAUAGUUCCAAUGUUAGCAGCACGCUCCCAGGUGCAACAGCAUCAUGUGUGCCAUGGAGGACGACAGAACUUAAGCAUUCAAGCAAUGAAGUGUAUGUUGACCUCGUUGAAGAAAUGGAUGCAAUCAUAAAUAGGGAUGGCGUUUUAGUAAAGUGUGAGGUCUAUGGUGAAGUUCAAGUCACUUGCCAUCUUUCAGGUGUCCCUGACUUAACAUUGUCAUUUGCAAAUCCCAGCAUCUUAAACGAUGUAAGGUUCCAUCCUUGUGUCCGGUUUCGACCAUGGGAGUCACAUCAAAUCUUGUCUUUCGUGCCACCUGAUGGACAGUUUAAGCUUAUGAGUUACAGGGUCAAAAAGUUAAAGAGUACCCCGUUAUAUGUCAAACCACAAUUCACUUCAGAUUCUGGUGCAUGUCGUGUUAGUGUUAUGGUUGGAAUAAGGCAUGAUCCUGGAAAGACUAUCGAUUCUAUAACAGUGAAGUUUCAAUUGCCCCCUUAUGUUGUAUCUUCAGAUCUGACAGCAAAUCAUGGAACAGUGGACAUCCUUGCUAACAAGGUCUGUUCUUGGUCUAUUGGCGGAAUACCGAAGGACAAAACCCCUUCUUUGACAGGAACAUUAAUGCUUGAAGCAGGCUUUGAAAAGCUUCAUGUAUUCCCAACUUUUGUAGCAGAGUUCCGCAUCAUGGGUGUUGCUCUUUCUGGCCUGAAAAUAGAUAAACUUGAAGUGUCAAAUGUAGCAAAUCGCCCUUACAAGGGUUUCAAAGCUCUUACUCGAGCAGGGGAGUAUCAAGUGAGGUCAUAAAGUUAAAAGGCUCUGGAUUUGUGCCCCGAGACCUUGGGAAACGACUGUACAAAUAACAUCUGCCUUUUUGAAGCUUUGCAGAAAUCAGGGUGUUUCCUCGUAUCUCAAUCAUUCAUUGGACCUUGGUGCUAGGAAUUGCAUGAUAUCAGUUUGUCAAUUUAUGUGAGCCAUCUUUAGAGCUUAUGGUGUGUGAGAGUAGUUGAUUUAUUUAUUUAUUAUGAGUUAUCCGUAUCAUAUGUGUAGACUUCAUAAAAAAUUAGCGAUUCAGAGAG